Messenger RNA from Linum trigynum, 1077 nucleotides. The record is from the annotation of a GenBank genome assembly. NCBI's taxonomy places the organism in Eukaryota, Viridiplantae, Streptophyta, Magnoliopsida, Malpighiales, Linaceae.
AUGAUGAGCAACAUAAGCAUGGUGGAGGCCAAGCUGCCUCCUGGUUUUCGGUUUCAUCCAAGAGACGAGGAGCUGGUCUGUGAUUACUUGAUGAAGAAGAUAUCCAGCUCCUCCGACUCCUUCUUCUUCUUCAUCGAGGUCGAUCUCAACAAAUGCGAGCCUUGGGAUCUUCCUGGAAGCGCGUGCGUGGGAGGGAAGGAGUGGUACUUGUACAGCCAGAGGGACCGCAAGUACGCGACGGGGCUUCGAACCAACAGAGCCACCGCGUCGGGUUACUGGAAGGCGACGGGGAAGGACAGGCCAAUUGUGAGGACCAAAGCUGCAGCUACAGGCGGCGGCGGCGGCGGCCAGCAGCAGCUGGUUGGGAUGAGGAAGACGCUGGUUUUCUACCAGGGCCGAGCCCCUAAGGGCACCAAGACGGACUGGGUCAUGCACGAGUUCCGCGUCCAAGCCACCCUUUCUCCACCUAGAAGAAGUGCCGUCUCUCACAAGGAGGAUUGGGUGUUAUGCCGAGUGUUCUACAAGAACAGAGAUCAAGCAACAAACAUUGGUGCCAAAGGAAUGGCUACUAGGAACAACAUCAGCUACGACGACGAUGAUGACUAUGAUUAUCUCGACACUGAUAAUAACAACUCAUCCUCUCUUCCGCCAUUAAUAGACUCUUCUUACAACAUCAACUUUGACCAACAGCAACAAACUGCUCAUGAUGAGCAAGUGCCCUGCUUCUCCAUGUUCUCCUCCCAUAAUUACGCACCACCACCGCCUUCCAACUCCUUGUUCCCUCAGUUCUUCUAUAACCCUCUGGGAUCCACUGCAGAUCAUCCGCAGCAAGUAUUGUCUGUUGUCCCUCCUCCUCCGAUUUCGUUGGAGGAGGAAACAUUCAGUACUUGCGACAAGAAAGUCAUCAAGGCGGUGCUGACUCACCUCACCAAGGUGGAAAAUGCCAAUGAUAAUAUAACUAGUUACCCUUAUGUUGUUAAGGACUCAUCGUGCUUGAGUUUGGGCCAAGGGAGCUCAGUGGAGAGCUACCUCUCUCUCUCUGAUGUGGGUAUCCCUAACCUUUGGAAUCCAUAUUAA